Messenger RNA from Mesocricetus auratus (golden hamster), 2584 nucleotides. RefSeq names its product chromosome unknown C3orf52 homolog (gene CUNH3orf52). Bases 530 to 1180 code for a protein of 216 amino acids. The transcript is spliced from 6 exons. The record is from RefSeq and is a predicted model, not a curated record. Lineage: Eukaryota; Metazoa; Chordata; Mammalia; Rodentia; Cricetidae.
CACACAGAAGAUUCUUCAUUGCUGAUUAUUGAUUCGGCAGAUGAACACCCUCGCUAGACAGUGAGGACUGGAGUAAGCCUCUGCAUCUCAUCACAGCAGUGGGGGAGAAGGCAAACUGGGGACUGGAUCCCACAGCCCAGUCUAUUCCUUCCUUUCCACAGUCCAGCUUGCAAUCCGGCUAUGUGAGCCGGUCUGGGUCUCCACUCACAGGGAAAGGCUUUGCUGGCAGCAGCCUGAACAAACCCGGAAAACAGCCCUCCUCUGCUCUGGAGCCCAAACCAGGAGAGUCCCACCCGCAUCUACCUUUCCGGAGCAAGGUCAGCUCUCCAAGGCCAGCUCGCCUCCACUCGCUGGUUUAGCCCCUCCCCUCCAGGCCAGCCGCUGCAGGUAUAUCUGGCUCCGCCCUAGGUCUACCUGCCAAGCCAGGUGGGUGGAGUGUGAGCUGAGUCGGACUCUCCCGGUCCUGGACUCUGCACCCUUAGGUGCCUGGGUCUUGCCUCUUGGCAGAGCCUCUGCCCUCUGCGCUGCCAUGGAAGGGGCCAGAGCCCCAUCGCCCCAGGAAGAGCUGGAGCUCUCGAUUCUGGAGGGGCAGCGGGAAGAGGAGACGCCUCUUAACACCGUCCACAUCCAGCCUUGCUCCGCGGAGAACCCUAGACCGGCCCAGGCGAACAAGGAAAGUCCCUGGAGUCCCUGUAACAGGACCGUGGUUGGAAAAUGUAAGCUGUGGAUGGUCAUCGUCACCAUUUUCCUGUGUUUCACUCUAGUGAUCAUUAUAAGUUUAUGCCUUAUAGGAGUAACUUACAUCGAUGAAGAUGAAAAUGAAAUUCCUGAAUUAUCAUCAAACAAAACCUUCUUCAUCAUGCUCAAGAUUCCAGAGGAGUGUGUUAAUGAAGAGGGAUUGCAUCACUUGCUCACUAAAAGGCUCACAGACAUGUACAGAGAGUCACCAUCUCUGAGUCGUUAUUUCACUUCUGCUGAAAUCAUGGACUUCAGCGUUGAGAAUGCCACAGUGACCUAUCACCUGCAGUUCGGAGUUCCAGCUGAAGACGAUGGCUUCAUGGACUACAUGAUGAGUGAAGAGUUGGUGCUUGGCAUUAUACGACAGAAUUUCCACGAUAAGAACGUAUCUAGUUGUGAGAGUCUUGGGCUUGACCCAGAAUCUCUCUUGCUCUACGAAUGAAGCGGUGGAGGUUGGUCUGUGUCAGAAAGCAGUGCUUUGCAGAGUUUCAGAAUGAAGAGAAUUCAGAAACCUAUCUAAAAGUGACCAGCAGGAGGAGACAGCCCCACUCACUCUCGUUCUGCACAGAUUGGAAGUCCAGCUCUGUAGCUGGGAUUUGAGAAAGCUGUUGCGAGAGGCGUCCCAGCUGGGUUCCUGAGCUCCAUGAGGUCUGGGGUGAAUCAUAGCUCCCAUAGCGUGAGAUUCCUGCUGUUUUUGAGGCACUGGCUGCCUCUACUCGAACGUGGAUGUUUUUUGUGUAGCACAAGGAUAGUACCGGCUUUGUUUUAGGCAGGUUCUGUUAGCCUGCACUGAUGGGGCAAGGAGAAAGCAAGAGUCAGGGGAAGGGGGGAACCGAGUCAAUUGUUCAUUCAAACCCUCUCGCCACUCACAAUUAUGUUGGCUGGACCUUUAAGUCAAGGGUGGGAGGAAGAGCAAGGUAAGUCCAAGACCUAAAGAGCAGAGCUCUUCAUCUGCCUCCACCGCAUGUCCCUGGGUGCAUGGACAGCAGAGCCCGGGUGUAUCACUGAGUGUUACAUAUAGAAAUGUGUUCUUGCUUCUGUUCUCUUCACUGUUCCUCAGUAUCUGUUUUAGAAAACCUAAGUCUGUGAGUUCUCAAGCUGCCAUCUUUUAAGAUUGCCACCAACUCAAAUUUUAUUAUUAUUUUAUAUAAAGGUCAUCAAAAGAUCAUUAGUACUGCUUACUUCCUGCUACGGAUACCACACACUGGCUUUGCGUUGUUGCCUGAUGUCACCAGCCUUUCUGUAGGACACACUCACUGUCUGAUUUGUUAUUGCAUGUCUUACUGCAGAUGAUCGCUAAUCAGAGAAUCUCUGUCCUUUGGAAACUGUUGAAAGAGGCAUGCCUGUCCCUUGUGAAGGCAAGGAGGACGUUAGUGACUGUAUCAGUCACCUGUAGAUAAAGCAUGCCUGCCAUGAGGGAAUAAAAUAUUUGUUUUGUUUAAAAUUGUCUUCCUGGAAAUUUUCUGGGAUAGAGAGUUUCAUUGUUGUAAAUUGAGAAAUUCCUAGCCUGAUACCUCAGAUAGAUUAGUCACGGAUGUAGGUCACUAUGGCAGACUGCUGUGUAUGAGUCUGUGUCAAGUGUAGGGUUCUGAACAAUGUGAAUUUGCUUUCUUAUUUAACAACUAUGUAUUAUAGUAGUAAUAAUUAUCUAUAUUGUAAUUUAUUGUUUCGUUUUCAGUGUAGUUCCUUAAACUACUGAAAUGGGUGGAUUUUUCUCCUCCCCUUUAUUUUUUACAUGUAAAAUGUAAACCUCCCUGUGCCUGUACUGUUUUGAAAGUAAUGAGGAAUUUUAAUAUAUAAUGAUUUAAAAAAAUUUACAAUAAAUUAUUUUUGCAACUGUGUUUUA